UUUUGCAGGGAAUGCGCCGUGCGAGUAUGCGGAAAUGAAACUCUCAACACGGAAACGGAACAAAGCAGACGUAAGGCAUUUCUCCGGGCAUAAUCUGGCAAACGUUAACAGGUUUGCAACAACCCACGCAUCAACAUGAUUUAUUCUUGGACCCCCCGGUUGCUGUAUAUUCAACUCAUCAGCGUUGUUUUAGUCUCCAUCUCAAAGCCGGUUGGAGGCACAGCGUCUUUCAACACAACCGUGUUUGUUCCCGAAAACGCUGCAGUAGGAACAGUCGUUGCCCACCACAGCACUUCCCUGCAGGUGGCAAGUACUACUUAUAGACUACUUGAUGGUAAUGACUACGACAGGUUUAGUUUAAUAGAGAACCAAGACGCUGUUAAAGUUGCCAAUCCUUUGGAUUGUCGAAUACAGUCCAUCUAUCAACUGCAAAUCCUAAUCCUAAUCGGCAACGAACGCAACUUGACUGAAAACACCACACUCUGGAACCUGACUGUUCAUGUCCUUGACGUGCCUGAAUACCCUCCAUACUACAACAAGACGUGUGAAACCCCUGAAAGAUCCUCUGGUGUACCCCGAUUGCUAGAGUUUACCAAUUGUUUUCUUAACAUCUCAACAAGCACUGGAUUCAAGAUCAAAGAAACGGCUGAUCUUGUAACUGUUACGAAACGCUCAGUAUACUUUAGUUUAGAGAACGACCUACAUGUAUGUGAAUUAAAUGUGACAUUCGGGAUUAAGCAUAUCCAAGAUGUAGCAAAUGCUCAUAUAUUUGCCAAAGCCGGCGUCCUUCAUAUCACGCAGUAUUCUGUGGGAGGAGCCAACAAGAUAUCAGCGAUUCUGAUUAACAGAGAUGUAAUACGAGAUCCUGAGUACCCAUUCGAGCUGCCUAUGGUAUUUUCCGAACUUGUUGCUUCUAAAGGUUUGAAUCCUAUGUGGGUUGAUAACGACAGAUACAGGUAUUUCGUCCUCGUUAGCAUUGGCGUACUUAAAACAGCUACGCCGGUUACAUACAAACUUGAAUUUACGGAUGUAAAGUUUUCAAUGCCGUACGGAAACGUAACUGGCACAGCUCAGAUUACUUUAAAACUUGCUGGUUGUCCACAUGGAAAAUACGGUGCGUUUUGUGACAAAAACUGCGCAUGUAAGAAUGAAGCCCGGUGCCAUGGCUUUAACGGGGCCUGUCUGUGUGCUCCUGGUUGGAAGGGCGUGGCAUGCGAUAUACCAACCCCAGCAGUCGCUAUUGACGUCCUACCAGAAGGAAGCAUGUAUAUAACCGGGAAUGUUUCCCUACAAUGCCGGCCUGUUCAUAUCAAUGUCUCUUCCAUGACGUGGUGGUUUCGGUCAUCUCGCAACAACAGUUCCAAAGUUUUCAUCCAAACUUCCCGUAACAUUUCCAUCCAGCCGAUUCUACCAGAGACCAACGGUGUGUACACGUGUGAAGCCGGCACACCUGAUGGACAGAUACUGGAGAGAAACUACGUCUUAGAGGUGAUGGAGUGUCCUCCCGGUCUCCACGGGGAGCGUUGUGACAGGCCGUGCGACUGUCUACAUAACGUUGGUUGUGACCGUUGGACGGGGUGUGUAUGUGAGGCCGGUUGGACAGGUCCUACUUGUGACACGCCAUGUCCUUCGGGAACAUUCGGGACAAACUGCGAAGAACCGUGCCGAUGUGAAAACGGCGCGGAGUGCAACCCUUUCAACGGUACUUGUAUCUGUCCACCGGACCUGACCGGAAAAAACUGUGAGAGCUUAAAGCAAAGAGGUGCAGUCUACACGGCACAACAGACUUCAAAAUUUUUGAUCAUGCUCGUUUUCAUCCUUCCCGUCCUUUUUGUAACAGUUGCUUGCAUAGUUAUAAGAAGGAGAGGAAGAAAAUUUCUAAGAGAACAACGUCAAGAACCAAUCCAAGAGGAACUCCAGCUACUUGGUGUCAAUCAGCGACAGGACUUGGUAGAGACGUUAGAAAGAGACCCACAGAAUCUGACUCUUGGUGAGUUGGUCGGUGUUGGGACUUUCGGCCAUGUUGUAGAAGGAACCUUACAACAGCCGGAAAAACUGCCAGUAAGAGUAGCCGUUAAAACUGUGAAUCUCAACGUCAACCAAGGUAACGUCUACGCGGACUUUUAUCGUGAGGUGGGCAUACUGGUCCAUCUUUUUGACCAAUCCUUACACACAAAGGAAGAUGAAAAAGUCAUGCACCCAAAUAUCAUCCAGUUGUACGGCGUGGUCACCCUGUCUGAUCCGAAGAGAAUAAUACUAGAAUUCGCCCCUCACGGAGAUCUUCAGAUGUACCUGACGAGACUCCGAGACGACAUCGACGCGGUGAACUGGGCCACUCUGCUCGGCUUCGCCGUGGAUGUGUCCAAGGCUCUACAGGAGUUAGAACGAGUCAGGAUUGUCCAUCGCGACGUGGCUGCCCUGAACGUGGUCAUCACAGACCAAAUGGUCGCUAAGCUGGCGGACUUCGGUUUGGCCCGAGACGUCUACACCAACACUGUGUACGAGCGGACCAAUCAGCACGGGCGGGAUGAGUUACUCCCGAUGAAGUGGAUGGCGCUGGAGUCUCUCCAGUAUGGAGAGUACACCUGUCAGAGCGACGUGUGGUCGUUCGGUGUCAUGCUGUGGGAGAUUGCCAGUCUAGGAGAGGAGCCUCGCUACCCUGGACCUUUCCGACCAGAUUGUUGCCAGAUGGUGAACAUGCUCAGACAAGGAAUCCGCAUGGAGAAGCCCCUAGAAUGUUCGAUUGACCUGUACAGACUAAUGUGUCAGAGCUGGUGUGAUGUUGGUAAGCACAGACCGACUGCUGUUGAACUUGAGGAGAGACUUGUGAAUCUAAUUAAGACAAUCAAAGAUGGAGUCCAGUCAGAUGAUGAUGUUGAUCAACUUUCUGAUGUACUUGGGAAAACCAAAGAUGCCGAGGUUGGCUGUACAUCUGUGGCAGUGUGGGAAUCUACAAUCUGACCAUUCCUAUGUUAAAGCUGCCAGUAUAAGCUAUGGUAUUCUUCUAUUUGGAUUUCACUUGUGA
Branchiostoma belcheri (Belcher's lancelet) is the source of this 3025-nucleotide messenger RNA. Its product is annotated as tyrosine-protein kinase receptor ver-3-like. Gene Ontology annotation, molecular function: calcium ion binding; transmembrane receptor protein tyrosine kinase activity; ATP binding. Bases 136 to 2961 code for a protein of 941 amino acids. The record is from RefSeq and is a predicted model, not a curated record. Lineage: Eukaryota; Metazoa; Chordata; Leptocardii; Amphioxiformes; Branchiostomatidae. Gene Ontology annotation, biological process: multicellular organism development; positive regulation of kinase activity; homophilic cell-cell adhesion. The transcript has 2 exons. Gene Ontology annotation, cellular component: membrane; signaling receptor complex.